Messenger RNA from Podarcis raffonei (Aeolian wall lizard), 2772 nucleotides. RefSeq names its product interferon regulatory factor 3 (gene IRF3). Gene Ontology annotation, cellular component: nucleus. The coding region runs from base 200 to 1783 and encodes 527 amino acids. Gene Ontology annotation, biological process: regulation of transcription by RNA polymerase II; immune system process. Gene Ontology annotation, molecular function: RNA polymerase II cis-regulatory region sequence-specific DNA binding; DNA-binding transcription factor activity, RNA polymerase II-specific; protein binding. The transcript is spliced from 11 exons. Lineage: Eukaryota; Metazoa; Chordata; Lepidosauria; Squamata; Lacertidae. The record is from RefSeq and is a predicted model, not a curated record.
GGAACUCUGCACAACUUGUCACAACCGUGUGAGCCUGGAGGGAUAGACUGCAAUUAAUAUAUCAUCUCCUAUUAAAACCUACCCUGCACCUGAAGGCGUUUUCUCUCUUUUGAAACGAACGAAUCGAAAACGCAGGAACCCCACAAGAAAAUCCCCUCUUUUCUGCGCGCCGCCGAGGGAGGAGGGGAAUCAGGCGAAAAUGGCUCUCGGGACUGAAAACCGAAAGCUACUUUCGCAAUCACGUGACGCCGCGGAGAAGGCGAAGAGGCUCCGUUUUGCGGCUCGCCGGAGAGGAAGAACUAGUCUGGACGGGGGUCUCGGAACAAAAGCGAUCCUGACAGUUUCCCGCAUGGGUACUCAAAGACCUCUCAUCGUGCCCUGGCUAAUGGAACAGUUGGACGCCCGGCGGUACCCGGGGCUGUCAUGGCUGAACCCAGAACGGACCCUGUUCCGAGUGCCGUGGAAACAUGGCUCACGGCAGAAUAUUUGCGACGAGGAUUUCCAGCUUUUUGAGGACUGGGCCAUUGCCAGAGGCCGCCAUCGCCCAGGCAUUGACCAACGGACGCCCUCCGAGUGGAAAAGGAACUUCCGCUCAGCCCUGAACCGGAAGGAGGGGAUCCGCAUGUUUCAGGAUAACAGCACAGACUCCGAAGACCCCCACAAGGUGUUUGAAAUCCUGCAUGCCCCAAAUCUGAAUGACUCUGCCCAGGGGGCAGCAGUCGGUGAUGUUUCGCCCACCCUGUCUGGGAGCACGGGACUGUGCGGAGACAGUUCUUCCCCUUCUCAGGGCGAUACCCUGGAGAGCAUGCUGAGUUCCCUGGAAUAUUGCAGCCCCACAGAAGCUGUCCCGAGCCUGUGCUCCAUGUAUCAGAUGGGAUGUAGAGAAGAAAGUUGUGAGAGUGCUGCUGGAGCAGAGAAUCUAGCUUGCAGUGGAGGCCUGCCCCCAUUCAGCUUGGAUACGAAUCUACCUGUAAUCGCAGAGCCACAGCUGGAUCAGAUACUGGGAGCCGAUACGUUUGGAGCAGAGAAUCCUGCUUUCUGUGGAGGCCUGCCCUCAUCCGAGUUGAAUCUAGUUCCACCCACAACUGCAGCAUCUCCCCUACAGAACCUCUUGAGUAGCGCUACUUUCGAGUCAGAUUUCGAGGUCCGAGUCUACUAUCGGGGUCGGCUGGUCCUCGCCGACGUGUUCAAGAACGUGCGAGGCCUGUGCUUUGUGCCUCCAGGCUCCCAGGGCCACUACCCCGAUUUGGCAGACGUGGUCCUGCCUGACCCAGUCUGCUUGAACGACAGCCUGCAAGUGACCUACACUCAGCGCCUUCUGCGAGGCGUGGCUCCGGGAGUGGUUCUCCGUAUCGAGGGCAUAACUCUGUGUGGCAUGCGCCAAGGCCAUUGCCAUGUGUCCUGGAGCCAGUCAGAGAUGCCUGAAGACAAGACGCCUCAUGGGGCUCUACUGAAGGAACAGCUGGGUCCCAUUUACAGCCUGCAGCAGUUUGUGCAAGACCUGGUUGGAUAUAUGGAAGGCAGUCAGGGAUCCCCUAAGUACACCUUGUGGUUAUGCUUUGGGGAAGAUUGGCCAGACACCCGCCGGCCCUGGAAGAAAAAACUGCUCAUGGUGGAAGUCAUCCCUAAGACACUGGAAGCUCUCUACGAGUUGAGCCAGUCCAGCGGGGCCUCAUCAUUAAAUGGAGCAGAGCCGGACCUAAGGAUAUCGGAUUCGCUGCAAGGAUCCUUUCUGGGCCAACUGAGAGAAUGGCAAGAGAAGAUGGAGGUGCAGUUUAAUUAGCUGCACAAAACUUUUAUCCCCCUUCUUUCAGAGAUAGCUGCAGAUUUGGGUCCUCUUCCUCAGUCAGCUUUCGUUGUUUCUCUUACGCAGCAGAAUCGACACUCCUCUUUGCCAGUCCUGAGAAAGAGGCAUUCCGGCAGCCCCUUUGGUGGAGAUGGUCACUGCUCACUUGCACAAACCUUCCACUGAGACAGCUGGCAGCCGCUGUCGGUUUCUAUUAGCAUCCCUGCAUGCAGAGGAUAUUCAAGAGUUUUUUGGGGGGGUUCGUUUGGUUUUUUUUGCUUCAUCCGUUCUUGUUCAUAUCGUUCGUUGGUUUCAUCGUAGGCGUCACGACCACAAUCAGCAGCUGAACAUGGCGAAAACACGCCUCUUUAACCAGGUCUUUGGCUGUUAAACACUCUCUGGCUUUUAAAAUGUGACGGUUUUUUCCUUUAUUAUUAUGUUAUGCACUUUGUGUUUUUAUGUUGUAAACCGCCCUGUGAUCUUUAGGUGAAAGCUGGUAUAUAAAUUUAAGAAAUAAUAAUAAUGGCAAAAACUAGAUUUAUCAUCUCUUGAGUGUCCCAAUUAUGCUUAAGAUUUAAUGUUACUUUUUACUGCUUCUUGUCUGCAAUCCUAGUGUGUGUUUUUAUCUCACUUUUUAAUCCACAGUAAUUCUGAUGCAGGCUUGCUGUUUUUCUUAAAAAUCAUUAGAUGCACCCAGUCCUUUCUUUUGAUGGUGCUAAGAUGGUAGCAAGUUUUUGCCAAUUCUCACCCUGUUUGCCCUAAUAUAACUCCAGUCUCCUGCCUUUUUCCUUAUUUCAGUCCUCAGCUCUGCUAAUCAUCUUGUUAUCUAUAAACUUAUUUUAAAGUCUCCUCCCUCCUCUUGACAUUAUUCCUUUCUCUCCAUUUCUCCUUACAUGAUUUCAUUGGUUAUGCACUCCUUAUUCCACUCAUUGAUCUGAGUACUUUUAGUAGAACAAGAUUUAAUUAAAAAUAUCAUCUUCUGGUUA